Molecule: messenger RNA, 2253 nt
Organism: Sardina pilchardus (European sardine)
Lineage: Eukaryota; Metazoa; Chordata; Actinopteri; Clupeiformes; Clupeidae
Gene: shox2
Product: shox homeobox 2
Exons: 5
Coding region: 120-1019 (299 amino acids)
Biological process (GO): regulation of transcription by RNA polymerase II
Cellular component (GO): nucleus
Molecular function (GO): sequence-specific double-stranded DNA binding; DNA-binding transcription factor activity, RNA polymerase II-specific
Source: RefSeq, a predicted model, not a curated record
GCAUUUAGGUCGACAAAAACGAAACACUAUUGAUGUCUUAUCGCGGGCUGUUGUGGUGGGACUGAGAAACCGAGAGUGAGUGAGAACGAGAAGACCCUUUUUUUAAAACUGGAGCAGUGAUGGAAGAACUCACCGCAUUUGUGUCUAAAUCUUUUGACCAGAAAGUGAAGGAGAAGAAGGAAGUGAUCACAUACCGGGAAGUGCUCGAGACCGGUGCAUCGGUACGAGGCAGGGAAGGUCUUAAUCCCGAACCCACUCGCGAGGAGGUGACUGCUAUUGCGCGAGGAGGAGCACGAUCGCCGGCCAGGGAAGCGGACAUGCUCGGGCCAGAGAGGAUGAGGGAGUCGAGCAGCCCUAAACUCAUUGACGGCAACGCGGAUAUGAAAGAACGAAAAGAGGACUCUAAAGCGGUGGAGGAUGAGAGCCAAACUAAAAUCAAGCAGCGGAGAAGUCGGACUAACUUUACUCUGGAGCAACUCAACGAGCUGGAGAGGCUUUUCGACGAGACGCACUACCCGGACGCCUUCAUGCGCGAAGAACUCAGUCAGCGACUGGGGCUCUCGGAAGCCCGCGUCCAAGUCUGGUUUCAAAAUCGGAGGGCCAAGUGCAGAAAGCAAGAAAAUCAGUUACACAAAGGGGUACUCAUCGGAGCUGCGAAUCAGUUUGAAGCGUGUCGUGUCGCGCCAUAUGUCAACGUGGGAGCUUUGCGGAUGCCAUUCCAACAGGAUAGUCAUUGCAACGUGCCGCCCUUCUCCUUUCAGGUGCAGGCUCAACUGCAGUUGGACAGCGCAGUGGCCCACGCGCACCAUCACCUGCACUCGCACCUGGCGGCGCACGCGCCCUACAUGAUGUUUCCCGCCCCGCCGUUUGGAUUGCCCCUGGCGACGCUCGCGGCGGAAUCCGCGUCUGCUGCAUCGGUGGUGGCGGCGGCCGCAGCGGCCAAAAACAACAACAAGAACUCCAGCAUCGCGGACCUGAGACUCAAGGCCAAAAAGCACGCGGCCGCACUUGGACUGUGACACGCGGCGUGCGCGCAACAUGUUCUGCGCAACUGGCCGAUGGUCUCCGGCGGCGCAGAGCACAGCGCAGAGCACUGGCGUGCAAUGUUAAACACAAAACAAGGACCUUAUUUAUGUUUCACGAAGGACAAACAAGUAUAGGACAACUACAAGGAUAGGCUAUUUAUGAAAUAUAAACAACGCAAAAUAAACUGUGAAAAUCGACAAGAACUCUGGAUUCUCCAUGUGGGAACUGGUGUAUUUACACAGUUUCACUAUUUAGAGGGAGUUUAGAGGCAAGGAGAGGCGACGCAAGAUAAGGAGAAAAAAAGAGAGACGUCUGCAAAGACGAGUAAACGCUAACGCAGCUGGGACGUUCGACUCUGUGUGACAAGGCGAACUAUUCUGCAGUUUUGCUUUAAUACAUUAUUCGUUGACUUUGAAAAAAGAGGCUGGCCUCGUUUUAUGUGAAACAUGAGUUUCCCCUCACUAAGGAAACGUGGAUAUUUGUGAACAACAACAGAGAAACCAUGAAAGAUGGAAGGUGUUUUCUCAUUGCCAAAUGAGACCCACACCAAACAGUGUUGCAUGAAUUUCUUUCCUCGCGGAUGACUUGAUUUUGAACACCAUUUCAUACCCAUGGCUCCUUUCACAGACAAUUGCCAAUUGAGGAACUUAAAGCACUUGAAUGUUAUCGGGGUUCGGGCGUUUAGCCAAGGGAUUUUGAGCGCUGGAUGAAGGAAAUCUGGUCAUGGCAAACUUACCACAAAAGGACUUAAUAAUCUUGUUUAAGUGUGUUGAAUUUUACCAAGGCGACCAGAUACUCCAUUCAAUGCAGUGUCCACGUAAACUGAAGUCCAAAUGUAAGGUCUUGUAACAGUGAUAUAGUAUUAGGCCAAACAGCUUCCUCCCAAGUUACUAAAUUCGGUGAUAUGGUACGGGAACAUGUAAAAUAUGUUAAUACACCAGAUACAAAAUUAUUUGGCCUAUUUUGUGCUUCAAGGACAUAUUGUGGGAACAUUUAGGGUUUUCAUGUUUGAUUUUUCUCCGUGAUUAAAACCAUGUGGAUUAUCUAUGUAAUGUUGAUGUUUUUAUAACGUUGAAAGUAAAACGUACCUCUACAGCAAUCAAGGGACUCCUUACAUGUCAUUUGAAUCAUUUUGGCAUUUUUAAUUACUUUAUGUUUAAUGUGAAACGUGAACUCACCUGACCACAACGUUUUCAAGUCAUAGUACAAUAAAUCAACAAAACUUUU